UGACUGGUAAAUAUCGUCAUUCGUCGGAAUCAUCGGACGGAAUGGAAACUUCAGAGAUUUCCUAAGAUAGUUUAUGUGAAAGAUAUCAUAUUGUACAAAGACUACAAUCUAAUAAAUAAAUUGAAAAAAGAAGAAUACUUUUAAUCAAAUCAAUAUGUUUAUUAGAAAACCAUAUCAAGUAUUCUUAGCAAGUUCACUACGAUCAAUUAAUUAUGCAACUAAAAGUCCUAAACCGGAAAUUCCAAAGAAUCCAUUAGCAUCUGUAUAUUCUGCUACAAAUCAGAAGGAUAAUGGUGUGGUAUAUGACAAAAAACCAUUCAAGUUGACUCUAGAGGCAGGCAAGACAUACCACUGGUGCUUAUGUGGACGCUCUAAAUCUCAACCAUUAUGUGAUGGGACCCACAAGGAUAUAUAUCUUAAGAUCUCUCAGAGGCCUGUCAGAUUCACUGUGGAAAAAACGAAAGAUUACUGGCUGUGCAACUGUAAACAAACAAAAAAUCGACCAUUCUGUGAUGGAGCACACAAACAAAAGGAUGUCCAGGAGGCUGGUACAGUCAGGCUGUAAACUGACAAUCAAGCAUAAUGUAGUAGUUAUAUUGUCAAAUUUGUUAAUUAACUAGCUAACUAAUUUAGCUCCUAGUUGUUUUCGGCUAAUAAUUUAAGUAAUAAAUCAAAGUUUUUGAACAAUCUGACA
This is a messenger RNA of Spodoptera littoralis (African cotton leafworm), 694 nucleotides long. The record is from the annotation of a GenBank genome assembly. Lineage: Eukaryota; Metazoa; Arthropoda; Insecta; Lepidoptera; Noctuidae.